Pimephales promelas (fathead minnow) is the source of this 2203-nucleotide messenger RNA. It is a transcript of the gene slc32a1, whose product is annotated as solute carrier family 32 member 1. Lineage: Eukaryota; Metazoa; Chordata; Actinopteri; Cypriniformes; Leuciscidae. Gene Ontology annotation, molecular function: L-amino acid transmembrane transporter activity. The record is from RefSeq and is a predicted model, not a curated record. Gene Ontology annotation, biological process: amino acid transmembrane transport. Gene Ontology annotation, cellular component: vacuolar membrane.
GAUGCGCGCAUUGGGAGCCGGAGAGCAUUGGCAGUCUGACGGUGACACGUGCCUCUCUCUCAACACCCCCGAGCUCCCGUGUACCGCAUUGGCAUCAGUGACGGCCACUGAAACACACGACUCGAAGAUACGGAGAACGGAAAACCCCGCGCGCAAAACCACGAACAUUCUCCUUUUUACGCACUGGAAAUUACGCACUCGCUUUUGGGAAGCACGCGUAAGAGUUCGGCCAGAGAAAACGCAAGAGAGAGAGCGAGAGAGAGGAGAAGGUGUGCAGGAUGCAUCAUUUACGUCUGAAAGUGACAUGAAACACGGAAUUAGCAAAAACACCAGGCGUGAUUUCAGUCAGAACUGGAGAUAACGAAUACGCGUCACUCCGAGGUCCGUUCUCUUCUUUCUCCGUGGAUGCGCAGACAAAGAACUCCGGUCGCACUCUUAACUCGAUAUAUCUAGAGUAAAGAAUUACCAAAAAAAUAGUAUUUCAACAUCAGUUUCAUUUAAGAGAGCAACCAUGGCCACGUUAAUUAGAAGCAAGAUCUCUAAUAAGCUCUCCAACGCGGCCACCACGGUCACCAAUAAGUCUCAGGCGAAGGUGAGUGGGAUGUUCGCCAAAUUGGGUUUCCAGGCCGCCACCGAUGAAGAGGGUUUGGGUUUCGCUGCAUGCGAUGAUCUGGACUAUGAUCACAGGCAGGGGCUUCAAAUGGACAUCCUUAAAAACGAUGAGAUUGGCGGUGGGGAGGUCGCAGGCGAGGGAACGCUCGACGGGGACAGUCAUUACCAGAGGGACGGAACGGGUCCAACGCCCUCGGCGUCCAAAGACGGGGGAAUCUGCUCGGAACUAGCCGGCCUGGACAAGCCCAAAAUCACUGCUUGGGAAGCGGGAUGGAACGUGACCAACGCGAUCCAAGGCAUGUUUGUUCUCGGGUUACCCUACGCCAUUCUCCACGGCGGAUAUCUCGGACUCUUCCUCAUUAUAUUCGCCGCGGUCGUGUGUUGCUACACAGGGAAAAUCCUCAUCGCUUGCCUGUACGAAGAAAACGAAGACGGCCAGUUGGUACGAGUGAGAGACUCGUAUGUGGAUAUUGCCAACGCUUGCUGCGCGCCGCGCUUCCCCUCGCUAGGAGGCCACAUCGUCAACGUAGCCCAAAUCAUCGAGCUCGUCAUGACCUGCAUUCUGUACGUGGUCGUGAGCGGAAACCUGAUGUACAACAGCUUUCCCACGCUUCCCGUUUCCCAGAGAUCCUGGGCGAUAAUCGCGACCGCCGCUCUUCUGCCUUGCGCUUUCCUCAAGAACCUCAAAGCCGUGUCUAAAUUCAGCUUGCUCUGCACCAUCGCGCACUUUAUCAUCAACGUGCUAGUCAUCGCAUACUGUCUGUCAAGGGCGCGAGACUGGGCGUGGGACAAGGUCAAGUUUUACAUCGACGUCAAGAAGUUCCCAAUCUCGAUCGGCAUCAUCGUGUUCAGCUACACCUCGCAGAUCUUCCUUCCAUCGCUUGAGGGGAACAUGCAAAAGCCUAGCGAGUUUCAUUGCAUGAUGAACUGGACUCACAUCGCCGCCUGUAUCCUGAAAGGCUUAUUCGCACUAGUGGCUUAUCUGACGUGGGCUGACGAGACGAAAGAAGUGAUCACGGAUAACUUACCAUCGGGAAUCAGAGCUGUCGUCAACCUCUUCUUAGUGUCAAAGGCGCUGCUAUCGUAUCCGUUGCCGUUCUUCGCCGCCGUCGAGGUCCUAGAAAAGUCUUUCUUCCAAGAUGGAGGACGUGCGUUUUUCCCGGACUGCUACGGAGGCGACGGGAAGCUCAAAUCGUGGGGGCUUUCGCUACGCUGUGCGCUAGUCGUGUUCACUAUGCUAAUGGCUAUUUACGUGCCACACUUCGCACUCCUCAUGGGUCUGACGGGCAGUUUGACGGGCGCCGGUUUGUGUUUUCUCCUCCCCAGUCUUUUCCACCUCAAGCUGUUGUGGAGAAAGCUCUUGUGGCAUCAGGUGUUCUUCGACGUCGCUAUAUUUGUAAUCGGGGGAAUAUGUAGUAUUUCUGGGUUCAUUCAUUCCAUCGAGGGGCUCGUCGAGGCGUACAAAUACAACUUGGUGGAUUAGUUUCUGAAAAUGGUAGUUUGGUGAUUAAGUGUUACAACGCAUCCCACAUAUUGAUAACCAAACCAAUAAUCCCCCCCCCCCCCAUCCAACCCAACCCAACCCAACCCC